Messenger RNA from Toxorhynchites rutilus septentrionalis, 12611 nucleotides. RefSeq lists its product as uncharacterized. Gene Ontology annotation, molecular function: GTPase activator activity. The record is from RefSeq and is a predicted model, not a curated record. Bases 687 to 3035 code for a protein of 782 amino acids. The transcript has 8 exons. NCBI's taxonomy places the organism in Eukaryota, Metazoa, Arthropoda, Insecta, Diptera, Culicidae.
UGUCACCGUCAGUUGUAUGCAGUGCUCCUCGGUCGUGGUUAGUCGCGUUCUAUUGUUGUUCCGUGUGCGGCUGCCUACCAGCUUGGAUUAAUUAUUGUUUUGCAUGACAUAUAUUUUUCUCGUUGUGAAGCGUGUGACGACGGUCCUUGAGAAAUACAUCACCACACUGUAGUAUGGUACAGUUUUGUGAAUUCAUCCGGGUGUCUCUUUGAAGAGGUCGCAGAGCAGUGUCCCUCGGCAGUGUAUCUCCUGCAUUCAUUCAUUAUCCGCAGUGUGGUCUUUCGCCGUGUGGUAAAGCAAAAGUGAGUCCGAGAGCUGAGUGAAGAAGAAAAAGAGUUCGUGCAAUUGGAUUAUUGCAAGGUGUUUGGAGAAACGGAAUCGGAAGGUCGCUGCUGUCCUCUUAUUCUGCUGCCCCUUUUUAUGUCACCGUUUGCAACACUAGCAUCAGCAGUGUUGUUAGUGCCGAAAGAAGUGCUCGGUUAAAAGGUUUGUGCUAAGAAAUUGAUUUUGCAACGCUAUUUUUGACCGUGUGAGCAGCAUUAAGGCCUAAAAAAGAGUGGAAAGUGGUGGUGAUGGAAAUAGUCUGAUCAGUGCGAUUAGAGUGAAACCGAUUUCAGUGGAUAACUGCGCGGAAGAGGCGCACAACCGGAAACAAAAUUUACAAGUUACAUAAAUCAUCAACAGCCAUGGCGGUUGUGCGGAAGAAACAGGAUGAUAAGAUUUUGAAAACGCUCCGAGAGCUGGUCAGCAUUGGCGGCAACAAGGAGUGUUUCGACUGUGGUCAGAAAGGCCCGACCUACAUCAACAUGACCAUAGGCUCCUUCGUCUGUACGACCUGCUCCGGAAUUCUACGCGGACUGACUCCACCGCAUCGUGUCAAGUCAAUUUCAAUGGCUACCUUCACGCAGGAAGAGAUUGACUUCGUACGACAGAACGGCAAUGACACCUGCAACAGAACUUGGCUCGGCUUGUGGGACCCAAAGCGAGCCAUCAAGCAGGAGCAUCGAGAUUUCAUGAUUGACAAGUACGAAAGGAAAAGAUAUUACCUAGAGCCUGCCAGUCCGUUGAAAUCGCUCCCAUCGAAUACUACUAGUUCGAACAACAAUGGAGUCAGUAGUAGCAGCAACAGUAGCAACAGCAGCAGUAGCAUCAACCAUAGCAGUAAAAGUGGUACCGAGAACUUGGUACCCCUGAAAAAUAUUACUUUGACACCGCCAACGUCACUGCGGCUAAGCCGAACCAAUUCAAAUUCCAGUAAUGGACUUAGCAGUCACACAUCGUCAUCGGUCACGAACUCCAGUACAAAUAUCAAAUUUCAGCAGCAGUUCACCCCGGAUGACAGUAACUUUUUCAGCGAGCCGCCGAAAAUCUUACCGCCAACGCCCCAGAAGCACUCCAGCAAUCAUCACCAGCGAUUGAAUGGUACUGUUGGUUGUGGAAACACUUUCGAGCGAAGUCAGAAGAAUGGUUUAUUAACGAGUACAACCAGUAACGGCAAUAAUAAUAACAACAACAGUAUGACGAACGCCAACAAGUUCACGCCCGACACGGAUUUUGUGGCCGAUUUCAGCAAUGCAAACAUAGUCAACGUCAACGGCACUGCCAAUGCUAGUAGCGAUGGGCUGAAAGCCAACAGCAAUCACAAACUCAGCAACGGAUUCAACGAGAAGCUGGGCAACGGACUUCCGAACGGUAGCAGCGGACAGACGAACGGUGAAAUGGAGAAUUUUGCUGAUUUUGAGCACAACACGAUCUACAAUGCGGCAGAACACUUGAAUGAAUCCUUCUUUGGCAACGGCACCAACAUCGAUAGCAGCACCACAACCAGCAGCAACAGUACGACCAGUGUUAAUAGCAUAAAUAAUGAUUUAUUCAUAAAUAACUACAGUUUGCUGAAUCAUAACAACGGCGGUGUUGGUGUCAAUAUUGGAGGAUCUGUGGAUGGUUCUAGUAUAGGUAGUGGUGGGGGAAUCGCUGAUCUUUCGAAUCUUAAAAACGCACAGUUCACAGCUUUCGGUGAAUAUCAAACCAUCAACGCGCCGAACUGUUACAGAGGAAGCCCAAGUUAUGGGGCAAAUCUGGCGAGCAAUGGGUACAGCUGCUUGCAGAACUAUCAUCCAAGCAGUGGCAGCAGUAGUCUCAAUUACCCCACCAGCAAUAAUAACACCAAUGUCCAGUGGAAUCUGUGGCAGCAGUUCAAUCAGUGGCAACCGAACGAACAGCCGUCGAUGUUUGGUAGCAUGGGGAGUCUGAGUGGUAAUGGACAGAGUCAACAAUCCACAGCAGCCAAUGUAGUAGUGAGGCGUCAGCAGCAGCACCCACAACAGCAAAGUCAUCAACAGUCAGAGCAACAGCAGCAUCAUUGCUCAAAUCAAAAUCGAUGGAGUCUUCCAAUAUCAGUCAACUCAAAGUCUGGAUUUGGUCUAAGUUCAGCGACACCGUCCGUAGACAGGUAUGCGGCUCUGAAAGAUUUAGACGAGCAAUUCCGAGAGAUCAAGUUCGAAUCUGAAGUGAACAUCAUCAAUAAUAACACCAUCAAUGGCAACGGAACGAGCAAUGGAAUCCAUACGAAGAGCGAUGCAUUACAGAGUACAUGUACUGCGAAUCCCUUCAAAACUGCGAAUCCGUUCCAGCAACAGACACACCAACAGCCCCAACAGCAGCAGCAGCAGCAAACACUCAACUGGACCAUACCAGGCUCAACGCCGCCAGCGGUUGGUACGGCAACGAAUGGUUUCUACGCGACAUCACCCUACCAGAGCAGUGGCCACAUGCAAACGCAUUUACUCAAUGGAAACCCCGCGUGCAACGGAGUCGGUUUCACCAACGCCUUCCACUCUCCGAUGAGCAACGGAUAUGGUCAAGCGCUGCCACCCGCCAUCUCCCAGGGAUUGCCACAAAUGAACGGCGUAACAGUGCCUAAUGGAUUGCACCCGCAGCCGAUGAACAACAUCUAUCGACACUUUAGCAAUCCGUUCAUGUCCGCAGGUACGACCACAGCGCCGUCGUCAAACUCAAACAAUCCUUUCUUAUGAGUAGUCUCAUAGAUUCGCAUAAUUUCUAGCAGUAGCUGCUGUUUGCUGCUGUGAAUCCGAAGUAAGAGUAAAUAGUUUCUGUAAAUCACUUCGAUUUCAAUCAACACAACGGAGUAUUUGAAUUUUAUGUUGCACUAUGUCCGCGGUUUCCAGAAGACAAGCAGAAAAAGGUGUUGGCCCUACCAUUAAUUUGAACUCCAUUAGGCAGGAUUUCAUUGGUAUAUUUAUAAUAUAUAUAUUGGUAUAUUUAUAAAGCAUGAAAUAUGGACGCAAUUGUGAGAAAGGAAUUAAAAGAUCAUGCAUGCAUGGAUCAAUUAUAGUUUUACAAAAUGAUGGACUGCAGAUAGCAAUAGAGAAUCAUGUCGGGGUGUUGAAUGUAUUCAAUACAUCAUAAUUGGAUUUUUCUAGUAUGAUAAACAGAAGGGAGAAACUUCACAAGAGUAUUGCCAAUGUGCCGAAAAACGAGGUGAUAAAUUCCAUUACGCAAAUUGAUCAUAUAUAGAGUAAUUUUAUUUGUGUUUUUUUUUGUUUUCAAUUCCACUGAGUGUUGUAGAUGUUUUCGACGCCAACUGCUAUAGUCUUUCAACUGUUAUCGAGAAUCUCAUGUUUAUCACAGAUACACACACAGCUAGCAGGGUGAAACGUUUAUUUCCUUCGUAUAUCGUGAUCCACGGUGCACUGUUUGAACCAUUGACCGGAAAUUGUUCUCUGCGCGACUGCAAUAGCACAGCAAUUGAAGCCUGUUUCGUCCUUUUUUUUGGAUUCUAGUAAGAAGUUUUGAAGGGAAGCUUCCGAGUGGUUGAGGAAGUUUCCAUGUUCGUAUCCGUGUCUCCUAGCCAUCUCGCGGUAGAAAUCACUAUCAAAUGGAAGCCCUGAAGACCUACUGUAACAGAAAAAAGCUGAAUUGUACGUUCCAACUCAUGGUCUUACUAAUCGUGAGUGCGUGAAGAACUGUAUCAUUCAAAGUUUGUAUUAUCGCAAGUAUGAUCCCUAUCUGGACAUCAUCGCAACGUCGUCCAUCAACACGGUUUGUUGAAACCUGGUGGAAACCUAGAGUACGUAAUCUUCAUUUGUCCACGCUUUGAAGCUAUGCGGAAAGAGUUGCCUCUCCUGUGUGUAGAAAAUAAGGCGGACGAAUUAUGUCGAGGGGAAGGGACAUGGAACACUGUGUAGUUCGUCCGCAGUUUUUAUUCUGCGAAGGAAAUACUACCGCAUGACAUCUCGUUUCGCAAUAUACUUAUCGUGUUAUCGUCUUAUUUUAUCGUUUGUUGUCAAGUAAAAAAAAGUUUUGAUCACGUAGCGUCCCUAGCCCCACUCCAGUGGUACCUGGAGCUGGUCAGUAGUUUCGUGAACAAGACGCUGUUUCGACAUGUUCCGAUAUUUCUCAGACAUUUUCGCAUUCUAGACAAAGAGGCGAUCUUGGGUGUCCAAACCAGUGUAGGAACUGCUUGAAGCAACCGUUACCAGAUAGAAACUGCGUCAGAUGGAAAUUUAUCUUUUCAUACUUCCUGUGAUACUAAAACCACGCCAGAAUAAACACUCAACUGCUUCGCUUCCAAGACACAUUUAUUAUGCUCUCGGCAAUAGUUAUCACAGAUCUUUAACAGACUAAUCACCACAUCUCCCCUCGUUUUAGAAACAAAGACUCAAAGAUUACAAUUUAAUAAUGAUCUAAAAUGUUAAGAAUUCAAUAUUUAAUAUAAUCCACUCUAUAAAUCGGCUUGGAGGUUUAAUCACACGCUUGGGACAAAGAUGCUCUGUUGACUUGUCUUCGACACUGGAUUUCGGUUGAGUAAAUCGUUUGAGUUUACAGUGGUCUCGUUGAAGCCCUUUUCGUUAGCAUUGUCGUCAACUCUUUUUAGAUGACUCGAAUUCCUAUCAUAAACUUUUCCUGACUCUUCACAUUGGGCAGUUACUCGUGGGCCUUGUUUACCUACAACGGUAGAGGCGAAUGAACGGCAAAGUUUAAAGCCUCUCAAAAACAAAGAAUGGAAUGGAAUACCUACAACGGUCAUGUGGCGGAAGGUAGUGGUAAACUUGUUGGUAAGCAUGGAAUUUUUCAUUAACACUUUAUCGCCCGUAAAAAUCUGUGAUGAUUUGGCUUUUCGACGUUGAUCUUCGGCCAUCUUCCCCUUUUCCUUGAUGUGCAUGUCUCUAUCCCUGUAGUCCGAAGAAGGCAGCGCCGUGUCUAUGCUGACGUCAUGUAACGAUGGUAAUUUAGUUCGUAUAGUUCUACCGAACAUCAAUUCACUCGGAGUUAAUCGAUAGUCAUCAGCAAAUAAUCUCCUGGAGGAAGCGGCCCGAGAAAGUAAAUUGCCCCGUCCACCAAUGGCUUGUCAGGUAAAGUUCUCUUAGUCAUAGGUUCUGGUCGAUCUGGCUGGUUUACUAGUCUACAUCCUGCACAACCAUGGACCAUUUGACUAAUAGAAUGCAUGGUGAGGCUUCAGUAUAUCAUUUGCGUAGUUCCAUACUCCCUUCUGUAUACUUACUCUCUAUGUUUGCGUUUCUGGAUCAUUAGCCGAAGCUAUCUCAACCUUAGGAACCUUAGGAUGACCUUCAUGGAACUGUAGAAGGACUGCUCCUAAUCCAACUGGGAACGCGUCUGCCACAGUUUUGAGUUUUGGGUCGAAGUGAGCAAGUGUCUCAAUGUUUCCGACCAGCCGAAUGAGCUCGUUGAAAACUUUUUCUUGGUCAUCUUCCCGGACAAAAGUUGGUAAGUUCGCGCAAUUUAAACGAGAUAGUUGCUAAGUUUGGAAUAAACGAUCCCACGUAAUUUACGAAGCUUAGGAAGGUCUGGAUUUCUUCACAACGUUUCGGUGGACGAAAAAUUUGUAUUGCUUUGAGGAGGCAUCAUUCCAUUCUGAUUGAAUCGCUGACCGCUUAAUUCGAUCUCAGUGCGCUUGACAGAACAUUUAGAUUGAUUUAGAAGAAUCCCGUAUUCACUGAGCUUCUUAAGGACCUUCUCCAGAGUCAUAUCGUGCUCCGUUUCUGACUUGCCUGUUACAACAAUGUCGUCUAUAAAGUUUACCGUAUUCUCACAAUCCGGCAAAAUCUGUUUUAGAAUCUUCUGGAACAUUUCCGGCGCACAAGAAACCUCGAAUACCAAGCGCUUAUAUCGGAAAAGUUCUCGAUGGGUUAUGAAAGUGAUCAAAUGUUUGCUUUCUUCGUCGGGCUGGAGUUGAUGAAAAGCGUCCUUUGUAUCAAGUCUAGAAAGAUAUUUGGAACCAUUAAUGCUCCAAAGUAUCUCCUCGAUCAUCGGCAACGGUCGUGUUUCUCGGAGUAUAGCUUUAUUCAGUUGUCGCAUAUCGAUGCACAGUCACAUGUCUCCACUGUCUUUGAUAACAAUGAUUAUCGGUGAUACCCAACGGCUCGGUUCAGAUACCUUCUCGAUAAUGUCUUUUCUCAACAUCUUGAUGAAUUGGUUCACGAUGACUAGGCAAUCCAACGACUGAAACGCCUAGUUGCUUAGCUGUCGACCAGACACAGCCUUAAGCUGUUUGCGCCCACCGGGUGCGACAAUCUCUGCGCCAAACAUAGCGAUUACUUUUAAGCAAUCUGUUUGAGCAUACGUUUUGAAUCUUCGAUCAGAUUCACGAAUCCCCCCGAUCACGUGCACUACAUUUCUGUUCAUGGCUUCCCACGUGCGGUAAUCAAUGAUGUUAGAUUUGACCACGGAGCAGUGUUGCUAAUGGUCACCAUCGUAUGACUGUUCAUGGAGACGUAUGUGCUGUGUCAUUAAUGAACAUCAUAAAAUGAACAGUCAAACAACCGUCGAACUAAAAAUGUCAUAUGACAUUUCGGCUUUUUUUCGUCCUAUACAUUAGAUAUCCAUCGCCCCGUAAUUAAACAACAGUGUUCACGGGGAACGUUACCGCUGAAAACGUUCAUUCAACACAUUCGCACUUGAUAGGGGAGAGUUCGACGGUUGCUUUGAUAUAGCAAUCCGUCUGAAUACCAUCCAUCGUGUAUGGAUGUGUGAGUGAGCAGGUGGAUGUAUAUGUGCAGCUACGCUUGAAUGCAGAAUAAAGGGAGAAAAAGAAUGCACACCACUGCAGUUUUAAUGUCAAAUGACAUUAAAACUACAGUCAUAUUAGCCGGAAUUGAGGGAUGGUUAUGAGCACGAAUGGUAGAAUGGAAAUAGCAUAUUUUCAUCGCUCUUCUGGGUACGGUCGACAGAAAGAGAAAACAUAUAAACGUUUAAUUGAUAGUCAUGUUUGCGGCUGUGCGUUUAUUUCUGAUGUGACUGUUAGAACCGAGCAAUGCAUUCUUGGUUACAUUCGCAAUACAUAUUGAGCCGUAACUCUUGAGCAAGGGCAGUAGGUGAUGGUUGAGAGAAAUGUCGACCGUUUACAACACUGCCACGGAGUCUCUUUGCAUCUCGAUUAGCACACCGCCUACUUUGACCCAAAUAAACUCAUCUGAAUCAUUCCCAGAAGAAACCGGGCCUGAUUCUCGAAUACACUUCACGGUGGAAACGAAAUAAACGGCACGCCAUUGAACUACGUUUUACGAGUUAGUAAAGUGUUGAAGAUAAUGAUGAGUUUUCAGGCAGAAUGAGCACUUUUCAAAUAAAAAAUCAUUAAUGAAAAUUAACUGGUAUUCAAUGUGAGUGGAAAACUUUGUUUUCUUCAUGUGAUAUAAUAAUCUCAUACAAAAAUUUCAUCUGAAGAUAAUUUGAUAUUGACGAAUUUACGAUGGAUGUUUUGUUUUUUUGGUAUGAAAUUCGUUCAAAUUUACUAGAAAAAUCAGAAUUUAUCUUCAAAUUUACCGGUUUCAUGUAUUCUUUCCACGCUUAAAAGGUUAGAAAAUCAUCAUUUUACAAUGUGCUAUGUAUAUUACGAGGAAUGGCUUGUUAUAUGUAUUGUAACUUUAAUUUUUUUUCGUCUAAGUAAACGAUGAAUAGGGUGUUUCGCGCCAAAAAUACUGCAAAUCCUUCUCGUAUCGGCCCCUACAUAAUCAAUGAUAUCAGCAAAUUUGAUAUGAUAUUGGUUUCAUCGCAAUUAUUCAUAGUAUUAAUAACCGGUAUGCAUUAUCAAACUUAAAAUUUUCGAAGAUUAUCUAUGACUUUGGUCAAAUCGCGUGUUGAAACCAUCGUAAAUAUACAAAACUCCAACUUUCUUACCAUAUACUGACGACAUUCAAUAGCUGAAAUGAAUCUAAAUUGAAAUAAAAUGAAUAAUCACCACCGAAUCUUGCUUUUCAGUGCGUAAAAUAAACAAACACCCUCACUUUUGUGGUUCUGAACUCUAAUGUAGAUGUCGCAUAGGCUGAUUCAGCUUUGCGUAAAUUCGUCAAUUAUAAUGAUAAAUUUAGUGGGAAACUAAUCUCGUAUCCAGAUGUCGACACCGUACCGUUUUCAUCGCGAAUACGUUCCAUUCCGUUUCCACCGUGAAGUGUAUUCGUAGUGUAUUCGAGAAUCAGGCCCACCAUUUCAACGAAUUCAAAUUGUGUCUCAUCAUUUUUAUCUUCAUUCGCAUGUAGGUCCCGAGCGAAUUGCGUUCGAUUUCUCUUCGUUACUGGAUCCGAACCGGAAGGAAUCAUUUGCUCUCAAGUCCUGUUCAAAGAUUUAUGUCUGUUCGAAUUGAUGCUACUGUUUGGUCUGUUUGAUGAUGAAUAGCAAACCAAGGCAAAAUGCCCACGCUUCCCACAUUUCGCGCAUGUUUUAUCUCGCGCUGGACAAAGUUGUAGUCCAUGUGAGCGACCACAAAAUUUGCAUGAUAUCGCGACGCAUUGACGGUUAUCUGCAGGCCUAAUCGCUUGCAAAUGAGUAUAUUUUUUUCCACCCGUCUUAUCUUUGGCUAAACGUGAUGUUUCAAAUACAUUAACUUGUUUACUAACUUCCUCUAGUGUAAGAUCUUUCUCUUGGAGUGAUUUUGCUUGUAAUAGAUUGGGCACAAACUGGAGCAUCUUGUCAACAAUCACAAUGCCGCAACUCUCCGUAGCUGAUUUUCCGAAAAUACAUUUCGAACCAUAUGUUUGUACACGCAUCAGAAACUUUUCUAGGGUCUUAUCCGGUUCUGGUUGCAUAGUCCAGAAUAUGGGCCUGAUUCUCGAAUACACUUUACGGUGGAAACGGAAUGAAACGUAUUCGCGAUGACAACGGUACGGUGUCGACAUCUGGAUACGAGAUUAGUUUGUCACUAAACUUAUCAUUAUAAUAUCAAAUUAUCUUCAGAUGAAAUUUUUGUAUGAGAUUAUUAUACCACAUGAAGAAAACAAAGUUUUCCACUCACAUUAAACACCAGUUUGAUACGAAGAAGUUAAUUUUCAUUAAUGAUUUUUUAUUUGAAAAGUGCUCAUUCUGCCUGAAAACUCAUCAUUAUCUUCACCACUUCACUAACUCGUAAAACGUAGUUCAAUGGCGUGCCGUUUAUUUCGUUUCCACCGUGAAGUGUAUUCGAGAAUCAGGGCCUAUAAAUCGUUCACGGGCUUGCCAGAAUACUGAGAAAAAAUCCUGGCCUCGUCGCCAAUUUGUUAUAGUAUAACCACGCCAGAAUAAACACUCAACUGUUUCGCUUCCAAGACACAUUUAUUAUGUUCUCAUCAAUAGUUACCACAGAUCUAUAACAGGCUAAUCACCACACUUCCUUCCUUCCUGUCGAUAUUGAAAUACGUUGGCUCAGUCCGGUUGGCUGUCCUUGAAAUUGUUCGGAACAGAAAGAAGUUUUUCAUCAAUUUUCGGCGCAUAUCCAUGUGAGUAUAUGAAUACGCUUGGAAGCUCGGGAGCACGCAGAAGGAUUGGAGUAUGGUGGAGAACUCUGAACAUGGAUGAACAGACAACCCGGAGAAAUGAUGUCAGAUAGACAGUUUCGGUUAGGCGUCGUGCACAAAUUACGUAACGCUAAAAAUCCGGAUUUUGAUUUCCUAUCUCUAAUACACAGAAAGUAACGCAACCUAGAACUACUCCCCCCCCCUUAUCGCGUUACGUAAUUUGUGCAUGACGCCUUAAGUCAUGGUUUCUCAGACAUUUGAAAGUGACAUAACGUCACCUCUUCAUCAAGAAUGUGGUAAUGUGAAUGAAAUAUCGGAGUACGCGAUCUUCGUAUGCCCAAGAUUUGAAAGAGAGAGAGAAAGAGAGAGAGAGAGAGAAAGAGAAAGAGAAAGAGAAAGAGAAAGAGAAAGAGAAAGAAAGAAAGAGAGAGAGAGAGAGAGAGAGAGAUAGAGCGAACAGACAACGAUAGUUAAAACCGUAACUCGAAGAGAUUGACAGAUUGACAUGAUGUGCGGUGAUACGUAGAUCCGAAUAUCCUCAACAGAUUCAGCAUGUCCGUAGCCCUGGGUAGCUUCAUUACCACUUCGCUUCUUUGUUUUUAAGAGGCUUUAAACUUUGCAGUUCAUUCGCCUCUACCAUUACCAUGGAUAGAACUUCGUCCGCGUCCACGAGAACCCGAAUCCCUUUCGAUAGAUUGCUUAAGACGCUAGUUAUUUUGACAUGGAAGGGCGUCACUGCUAGUAUAAACUACAGAUUCCUUGGUGAAUGUUCUGGACUUGUGAUUGAAGGGUUGUGCCAAACAGCAGUUCUAGAGGCUUUAACUUUAAACGCCUUUUUCUCGGAAAUUUGUUUUUUACCCCCUUUUCGUUCCGGACGAUCACAUAUGCAAUUUGCAACACAUGUAGUUCGUGCUCGGUGAGAGAUUAUCUCGAAUUACAAAAUACGAAAUUUUGCACGGUGUGAUAAUGAUAGUGAUUGUAUCGACUUCUCAAUUCGAUUUACAUAAUAGGAUUCAAUAGCUUUGAAUUCAUUGCAACCACUCUCAUCGAGUGCAGGUUCCCACGUGAUGCGCUUCCUACGAACAAAACAAAAAUCGAAAACAAAUCUAUCGAGUGAUCAGUUUUCCUCCUAGAAGGAAAACUUUCAAUCACUUACAUUUCUCUAACUGAGUAAUAGAACAUUCUGAGACUCUCCGUCCUUUAACCUUCUAGUUGAAUGUAGCUCUACCAUCGUUUGCUGGAUCAAAUUGCAUUUAUACAUUGAGCUACAUUUUCUUUCGACUCUGCUGUAAACAGAAGCGGCAAUCUGCUAAAACGCAAACGAGGAACAUCGCUGAUGGAAAUUACCGGAGCCCAUUGGGAACACGAACUACUGCGAGCACGAUAACAGUGAGAGCUAAGCAACAAUUGUAAAUAAAACCCGCUCGUGUAAUUAUUUGUGUCUACUUUUCGCGGAAAACUGUCCUCAAUUACACUUAAACCAAAAAAAAAAACGAAACAUAAAAGAAAAGUCGCCAUAAUCAAAUAUGCAUACUUACAAUAAAAAGCGAGGGUUGUACAGAAGAAAAACACUCAAUUUUAAAAACGAAUUCAAAACUGAGCGAUAAUAGAGUAGAAAAACACUAUUUUUCUAUUACUUUUUAAAUUCAUAUAACGAAGUGUUUUAAUUUGAAAGUUUAAAGAUAACUAACAUAAGAUGCAAAAAAACGAAACCGAGUCCGAUAUUGAUGCUCUUAUAUAGAUUACGUUAUUAUAUACACACACACACAUACUAACAGACACUAGUGCUGCAGGUGCAAACCAGUUCUUGUACAUUUUUAUUAUAAAUUUUCAAACCUAGAGGAUUCUUAAAACGUUACACAGAUGCAAAGUUACAGUUUUACAACGGCAACAGAAAAAAAAAAUCGAUCGAUUAACUUACAAUAAAAACAUAACAUAACAUGCUCAAAAAAAACUCAACACAAAAUACAGAACUUAGCCAUUCGAUAACACUUUGAAGUAUCUAUUGAAACAAAACGCAAAUAUUUAGUCGUACGAUUGUGAAGGUUAUUCGAGACGAAAAAAAAACGCUUGUGUGGCCUUAUGUAGAAAAAGAGUUUUAUCAAACAAAUAAUGUUAUAAUAAUCGGAGGCAGGAAUAAAAAACAAACAUUUGAUGAACUAUACGAAAUUGAACGCCUGUGAACGGAUUUUCAAAACUUAUCCAUUCAUAUCCAAAACUUUUAGAGCCAAUUCCUGCUUUCAAUUCUUAAAAACCGAUAUGCGCUGUUUCAUGAAAGGGACAAACAGUUCUAUUUCGCUGUUUUGCAGUGUGUCGUUUGACACAUUUUGAUAAAUCCAUUGACGCUUUUCGUUCUCCACCCAUCCAUGUCACAUAGACUACCCUAGGCCUAUUUCAAUUUCCAACAUUUAAUCCAACUGAAGAAGGCAAUUCUGUCCGGGGUAUGAUAAGAUAGAGCUCGAAAAAGCGAAUAUUGUAUCCGUUACUCAAGUCAUUAGCUCUGUAUCUUUAUAACGUAGCAAAAGAAUGACAAUGCAGGAUUUCCUAACACAAAACCUGGUUUUUAUCUCUAACCCCAGAGAAUCAUUAAAAAUUUAAACUAAGAAAAAAAAAUCUUUAACGAAGCAGAUAUAUAGUCACUUGUAUAAUUGCAAAACAGGUGAGGAUAAGAAUGAGAUCAAAUUAUUAAAGCAUGGUUCAUACAAUUUUAAACGUUAUUACGCUGAUAAAUGCGAGGAAAAUGUUAGCUGUAUUAAAAAAAAUGGGGAAAUAUCUACUACACAGUUAGUUUAAUUAGUGAUAAUAACAUACAUUUAAAAAGCCCUAUAAAAAUAAAAGGUUAAUAUUUAAUAUUUAUAAUGAUCA